This is a messenger RNA of Aspergillus ruber CBS 135680, 1578 nucleotides long. RefSeq names its product cytochrome P450. NCBI's taxonomy places the organism in Eukaryota, Fungi, Ascomycota, Eurotiomycetes, Eurotiales, Aspergillaceae. The record is from RefSeq and is a predicted model, not a curated record. The transcript is spliced from 5 exons. Gene Ontology annotation, molecular function: iron ion binding; heme binding; monooxygenase activity. Bases 1 to 1578 code for a protein of 525 amino acids.
AUGUAUACAGCCUUGUUGUGUUUCGUUGUUCUUGUUGUAGUCUUGGUUGUCGGGGGGUUCACGGGGAAGCUGCCCGGGACCAGAGCGAAGAGUCUUCCACCAGGCCCUCCAUGUCUCCCUCUUAUUGGGAACCUUCAUCAAAUACCCCCGGCGGGAGUCCAUCUCAAAUUCACAGAAUGGGCGACCAAAUACGGCGGCAUCUUUUCUCUCAAACUCGGCCCCAGCACUGCCAUAGUACUUAGUACACCAACAGCAGUCAAGCAGCUUGUCGACAAACAAUCCGCCUACUUCAGCAACCGCCCUCCUUUCUACAUCGCAGACGAACUCAUGAUGCACGGCGACCAUCUCAUGUUCAUGAAUGUCGACCAGCGAUGGCGGCGUGGACGUCGUUUGUAUCAUCAGUACUUCAACGAGGGCAUUAGUGAGAGCCAGCAUGUUGUGGUGCAGCAGGCUGAGGCGGCGCAGUUGUUGAGAGAUAUGUGUUUACAGCCGGGGAAUUUUAUGUUGCAUUGUAAGCGGUAUACUAAUAGUGUGGUUAUGAGUUUGAUUCUUGGAAUCCGCACGGCGUCGCCAUCAGCUAAGCAUAUGAAGGAUCUGUAUGCCGUUCUUGACGGCAUGUCUGAAAUAUUUGAGAUGGGCGCUACUCCCCCGGUUGAUAUCUUUCCAGUCUUCAAAUAUAUCCCUGAGUCGCUUUUCAAUAACUGGCAGAGCCGCUCGCGCCGCGUCGAGGACAUUAUGCUCAAUCUCUAUAACCCCCUGGUUGACCGAGUGUUGCAACGACGCGAGGAAUCCGGCUCCCGGAAUACUUAUCUCGAUGGAAUUCUGGAUCAGCAAGAGAAACUACAGCUUACCCGUCACGAGAUUGAUCUUAUGGUUGGUAAUCUGCUUGAGGGCGGGUCGGAUACUUCGUCGAUCAUGACCAUUGCAUUUAUCCAGGCCAUGGCUUGUUAUCCGGAGGUGCAGCAACAGGCACAACAGGAGAUUGAUACAGUCUUGGGUGAAGGCGCAUCCCCAAAUUGGCAGGAUUACGCUCGUCUGCCGUAUGUAGCCAUGGCAGUCAAGGAGGCGAUGCGAUGGCGGCCGGUAAUGCCAACAGGGUUUCCCCAUGCAAGCAACAAAGAAACGACUAUCGAUGGCAUGACCAUACCUGCAAAUAGCACCGUUAUCAUCAACACAUGGGGCCUGCACCAUGAUCCUACAAGACACCCCAACCCCGACGUCUUCGACCCUCUCCGGUUCCAAGGCCGCACAGAACCCGCUCCUGUAUACGCUUCAGCUGCUAACGCAGAGAACCGCGACCACUUUGGCUACGGGUCUGGUCGACGCAUUUGCCCGGGAAUCCAUCUUGCGGAACGGAUGUUAUUCGUGGCAAUUGCCAAGAUUCUGUGGGCGUUUGAUAUUCGCGCCAAGAAGGAACAACCGAUCAAUACGGAUCCGCAUACUGGGUAUACGGAUGGGUUUUUGAGAUGUGCAAAGCCUUUUGCUGUCAAUAUUACUCCGCGGUCUGAAGCACGAAAGAGCACGAUUGAGCGAGAGUUUGCUCAGGCGGACGAAGUAUUUGGCCGGUAUGAGGUGUAG